AUGAGCGACUCUACUUCUAGAUCUGGAUCUACGGUAUUUCGCCAGGACAGUGACUCAGGGCAGUCUGCUCCCGAUAAUGCCAGCGAUAUUUCUUGGCUUAGUUGGGAUGGAAACAACGUACAAGCGCUUGAAUCGGAAGAGUCUGCUAGUCCUAGAUCUACGACAUCUUCGUCUGACGAGCAGCAGCCGAGCACGUCUGUCGCUCGUAGAUCUAAAUCUAGUUCUACUCGCACGACCACAGCCACAGCUCCUCGUCCAAGUGCUAGGCCUAGGGCUAGGCCACAACCAAUCCCUGCGACAGCAAACACCUUCAACUUCGAUUUAUUCGACGCAGGGGACCGUUAUGUGAAUGACUGGCUACCAGACUUUAGCCAGCAGCCAGGACUGUUGGUGGACACUGAAAAUUUCAGGUGUGUUGAUUUUUUCAGCUUGUUCUUUUCACCAGCUGUGAUUGACCUCCUGGUCACACAGACUAACUCUUAUGCUGCCCACUGUCUUGACCCCUUGCCAGCAACCAACUAUUACAAAAAGAGGUGGUCUGACACUUACCGCGAGGAGAUGCAGGCUUUCAUCGGUUUGCAAAUCGCCAUGGGUCUCAACCCCAAGCCCAGCAUCGACGACUACUGGCGUUCGUUCUGGCUCGUCGACAUCCACUUCAAGCAAGUGAUGUCAAGGCACCGCUACAAGCUGUUGUCGGCCUUUUUUCACUUCAGUGAUGCUGCACAGCAUGUGCCACGGGGGCAAGCUGGGUACAAGCCACUGCAGAAGAUCCACAACUUCCUUGACCUCAGCCCGUCCUUUCUGACUGCCUACUAUCCUCACCAGCAGGUCAGCAUUGAUGAAAGCAUGGCUAGGUUCAAGGGAAGGUGCCACUUCAGACAGUAUAUGCCGGACAAGCCAACGAAGCGGGGGUUCAAGUGCUUCUGUCUGUGUGAUUCUGUGUCAUAUUACUGCCUUCGCUUUGUGGUGUACACAGGUAAGGACUUUUCCCCUCUCCCUGACGGCAAAGCCUUUACCAAUCACCUGGUCGAGACCCUCCUUGACGGCUACCUGGAUAAGAGCCACAUUUUGUUUUGCGACAAUUUUUACAGCUCUCAGGGGCUCUUCAGGGAGUUGCAGAAUAGACAAACGGGUGCUGUUGGCACUGUGGUGGAGACACGGAAGGGCUUUCCGGAGCAGCUGAAAAAAGUGCAUCUUCCCCUUCGGAAAGGAGACGAUCCCGUCUUCGCCAAAGCUGGCGAUCUUGUCGCGACGGCCUGGCAUGACACCAAGCGUGUGUGCUUGCUGAGCACCGUUCACAGCAACGGUGUGAUGCACAAAAGAAUUCGCUGCUCCAAGACUCCCGGAGGAUUCCGCGCAGUCCAAAAGCCGAUUCUAGCGGAGUCGUACAAUAGCUACAUGGGUGGGGUGGAUCACUUUGAUCAGCUCCACAGGAAUUACCACUACCCCCACAGGAGCUACAAGUGGUAUAUGGCCUUGUACCACUACGUGAAAGACAUGUGCCUCGUAAAUGCACACAUACUGUAUAAAGCGGACGGUGGAACGGACAGCGUCAAAGACUUUAGGUCAUCGGUGAUUGAUGCGCUAGUCAAGCCGUAUAUGGGCAUGCGUCCGGGUCGACCUCGAGCCCAGCCAAACCCCACUGCCGAACGCUUGUCUGCUGCCCAGCUUGGGCAUUUCCCGGCUAAAUUCGCCGACGCCAAACACCGCCCUCUGUGCAAAGUUUGUUCGACCAUAAAGAAGCGGGCCCAGACAAGGUUUUACUGCCCACAGUGCAACACUGCCUUGUGUGUCGAAAGGGACUGUUUCAGGAUUUGGCACACUGCUGCGGACGUCAGGCAGGCGCGGCAGCAGCUGGAGUUGUAG
Aplysia californica (California sea hare) is the source of this 1866-nucleotide messenger RNA. RefSeq names its product piggyBac transposable element-derived protein 4-like. The record is from RefSeq and is a predicted model, not a curated record. Lineage: Eukaryota; Metazoa; Mollusca; Gastropoda; Aplysiida; Aplysiidae. The transcript is spliced from 2 exons. The coding region runs from base 1 to 1866 and encodes 621 amino acids.